GGGUCGACCGAUUUCGACGCCGGUUCCGAUGAAUGUUCCUAGAUAUGCUGAGAUAUCUCACCCUCCACCAAUUCCUCAAAGUUCAGCAAGAAGAGGUAACAUGUUUGGUCCUUAUCUCUUGUUACAGACGUUGGGUGAAGGUGAAUUCGGUAAGGUGAAGCUUGGAAUCCAUGUAGACACCGGUGAAGAGGUCGCAAUUAAGCUGAUACGCAAAGAAUCCGUGGACACACCAUCUCGAUUGACAAAGAUUGAAAGAGAAAUAGGAGUACUACGGAGAGUGAUGCACCCAAAUAUUGUAAAACUAUAUGACGUAUUUGAGACAGAUCGGUAUAUUGGCAUUAUUAUGGAAUAUGCUUCUGGCGGUGAACUCUUCGAUCACAUACUAGCGCAUCGUUAUCUAAAGGAGCGAGAUGCAUGCAGGCUCUUCGCGCAACUUAUUAGUGGGGUCGAUUAUCUACAUAAAAAAAAUAUAGUACACCGUGAUCUUAAACUUGAAAACCUCUUGUUAAAUCGGAACAGAAAUAUCAUAAUCACCGAUUUUGGUUUCGCGAAUCAGUUCAACGGUGCUCAUGAUGAUUUAAUGGCGACAUCUUGUGGGAGUCCUUGUUACGCAGCUCCGGAGUUGGUGAUUAGCGAAGGACUUUACGUAGGAAGCGCAGUGGAUAUCUGGAGCUGUGGUGUUAUCCUGUACGCCAUGUUGUCCGGAUAUCUUCCAUUCGAUGAUGAUCCUUCGAACCCUGAUGGUGACAAUAUCAACUUGCUUUACAAAUACAUAAUUAAUACUCCAUUGGUAUUCCCGGAAUAUGUGAGUCCGGACGCACGAGAUUUAUUAAAAAAGAUGCUUGUUCCGGAUCCAGCAAAAAGAUGCGAUAUGAAAACCAUAAUGUCACAUAGGUGGUUGGCGCCGUACGCGUCCAUUUUCAAUUAUUCCAUCCAGGAACUGGAGGCGGCCGCAGAUCCAGUACCGUCAUUGGCACCACCGGAAGCGUAUCUCCCUUCAGCUUCUAGUAAUUUCCUUAAUGUUGAAUAUGUGGGUAAUCAACAAAACGUCGCUCCUGGAACUACAACCGUGAAACGGCACACUAUUCAAGUCGAGUAUUCUGAUAACAAUGCAAAAUAUGUUGAUUAUCCAGACGAAGAUUUUCAAUUUGUGGAUGGAACGCGUCUCGGUUCCAACUUUGUACCUGUGGCUACAUCAGAUAUGAUAUUACCAGAAGAAAGAGAUGAAUUAUUACAAGCUGACAGCAAUGUUGAUUGCAAUAUCACCGAAAAUACUUCCUCUUUAUCCUCUCAAAAUAUAGAUCCACUCGGUGCACACCCCAAAACCGAAAAACAUCAUAGCACCACGUCAACUGCAUCUGGAUAUUCGGAUAAAAGUAGUACCGCCAAAAAUUCAACGACUGCCGGUUCAAGUCUACUUACUUUAUACGAACGGGAUACUGAUAAUACUACUAACGAUUUACGCGAUAAUUUGGUCCUAUCGAAAUCCAAUAGCAAAGAUCUUAAAACACUGGAGCAGCAACAAAAGAGUUCGUCUCAGACUCCCAAGAAACGGGAUGCUCCUCGCACGCGACCUGUUACAGUUCAUGGACCACCUUCAAUUCCUUUGGUUCUUCAUCACAAUGAGAAUCAAUCAAAAAAUUCUGCCAUUUCAGACAAAAGUCAUCGACCUUCUGAAAAAAUUCCAUCACUGCCCCAAUUCUCUUCUCCGCCACCUUCCAUUCCCUUGCCACCAAUUCCUAGUCACCAUGAAUCACCAAUACCCCCACCGCCCUCCGUAGUACAAAAAAGGCAUAAGAAAAGUAUUUCUUCGGAAAGAAUACAGAAUCCAAUGGGCAUCAAGCAAUCCCGCGUUGAAAAUGGAAAUGCCAUUAGCACCACUGGUAAUUAUGGUGGGGUAGACUCCGGUAAAUUAUCAGUACAUCAAAGUUUACAGCCAAGUCACGUUACGGAAUUACCUUCAGAUACCGCAUCCGACACAAGCUAUGUUGAUGAGAAUGUUUUGGAUGAUACAAAGAAGGGUCGAAACGGCAAGAGAAAGGCAUUGAGCUUGAUGGUUGACACAUUCAAGGGAUCGGCGGCUAACUCUACGCACAGUGUAGUAUCAAACAAUAAUGUGCAAGUAAAAGAUAAGAGAAAGACAGUAAGCGGCACUUCGGCAGGAAGCUCAAAUGCCGCGAAGAGAGUGAUGGAUUGGUUUAGGAGAAAAUCUUUAGCAAAACCGGAAGUCCCUGUGCUGGAUGUACCAUCUGAGUUGGCUAAGGUCGAAGAGCCUGUGAUGACAACAAACGCACCGCAGUCAAAGAGUAAAGCAAAGAGGCCAAAGAAUAAUCCUUCGGUGAUCGUGACUCAACCCAGUAGUAGUACAGUAUCACAGACAUCAUCGAGACAGUCUACCAUGACAUCCUCAAGCACCGUCGAUUUAAAACUCCGCGUACACCAUGGUGCGGUCGAUCAAAAUGCAUUAACGUCACGACCACCCUAUGAGGUGUUCAUAGUGGUAAAACAAACUUUACUUAGCAUGGGCAUUGAGAUUAAACGCGAGAGUGAAUUCAAAGUUAGGUGCGUUAGACGCAAACGAAAACAAAUUGACAACACAAAGUCUUCGUCCAACUCGAAGGACAGCAACAAGUCACAAAAGAACAAAGACACUUUGACGGUAUCAGAAAAUUCUGAGACUAGUAUAGAUACUUUAGCCGAGAAAAAGCGAAGGAAGUAUGCUGCAGGUCCAUUAAAAUCGUUUUUACGUCGCACCAAUUCCCACAAUGUCAGCUCGUCAGGUAUAACACCAACAUCGUCCCAAACCAACUCCAAAUCCUCCGACACCGAAAUGAGCGCUGUGGAUAAUAACAAUAGUAGUAUUAAUGGCGAUUCACUUUCCGUGCCUAACAGUCCAACCAUGGGUCCACUCAUGACUCUGACCGGACCUGACAAUUCAUCACCUGAAAAUGUUUUACAAACAUCUGCUCUCGCUCCAGAAAUCUUGUACGGUGAUCCAUCCAUAGACUCGGGAGAAGAGAUUAGAUUCGCCGUGGAACUGUGUCGAUUAAAGAAUCUUCCGGGGAUAUAUAUCGUGGAUAUUAAGAGAAUGAAGGGCAACCUUUGGGCGUACAAGUUUAUAUACCAUACUCUUUUUGAUAAGUUGGAUCUAAAAGGCAAAGGGGGUUAUUUAACUAUUGGUACUAGCGGUGGCAUGAUCCCAUAA
Acaulospora morrowiae is the source of this 3205-nucleotide messenger RNA. The record is from the annotation of a GenBank genome assembly. Lineage: Eukaryota; Fungi; Glomeromycota; Glomeromycetes; Diversisporales; Acaulosporaceae.